CCGAGCUGACAGUCGGAGCAAUGCUAGCAGCAUUUCCAUUCCAACAUCGUGCCGGAGCUGAAUAAAGGUGCUUUUUUUAAAAAAAAAAAAAAAAAAUCUCUCUGCAAGCUGACAAGAACAAAGCAAGAUAGCUGGCUUUUUGUCCUAGCUUCAAUAAUGGAGAGAAAAAUAAACAGAAGAGAAAAGGAAUGUGAAGAAAAACACAGCAACUCCGAAGGCUCUGAGCAAGACAAGGACUAUAAAACGUCUCUGAUUACUCUGAAUGUUGGUGGCUAUCUGUAUAUCACACAAAAACAGACACUAACCAAGUAUCCAGAUUCUUUUCUGGAAGGGAUCAUAAAUGGAAAAAUAAUGUGCCCAUGCGAUGCAGACGGUCAUUACUUCAUAGACAGAGAUGGACUCCUUUUCAGGCACAUUCUCAACUUCCUACGAAAUGGAGAACUUCUUCUACCAGAAGGGUUUCGAGAAAAUCAACUUUUGGCACAAGAAGCAGAUUUUUUCCAGCUUAAGGUACUCUCGGAUGCAGUGAAAUCAAGGUGGGAGAAGGAACAGCUAGCAUCUCGAGAGACUACUUUCCUGGAAAUAACUGACAGCCACGACCGUUCACAAGGACUUAGAAUCUUUUGUAAUGCUCCCGAUUUCAUUGCAAAAAUAAAAUCCAGAAUUGUACUGGUGUCCAAAAGCAGGCUGGACGGAUUUCCGGAGGAGUUUUCGGUAUCUUCAAAUAUUAUUCAAUUCAAGUACUUCAUAAAGUCCGAAAACGGUACACGACUGGUACUGAAGGAGGACAACACCUUUGUCUGCACCCUGGAAACUCUUAAGUUUGAGGCUAUCAUGACGGCUUUAAAAUGUGGAUUUAGACUGCUGACCAGUCUGGAUUGUUCGAAAGGGUCAAUUGUUCACAGCGAUGCACUUCAUUUUAUCAAGUAAUCACAAAGGCAAAGGAAAUGAGCAUGCAGUCAGUAAACCUCCUUGACCUGCAGCCUCCUGGCAUCACAAAUAAUGUAUUUAACUAGCCUUGUACCACAGAGCUCGGCGGCUAAUCAAUUGAUGUGAGCUAAUGGUAUGUAAAUCUCAUAAUGAUAUCCAUCUCUGGCUUACUUAAGCUAAAUGAAAAUUUGAUGCCUGAAUUUAAUAAAAAUUAUCUGCUAAACAUUGUAAACACAGAUUGAAUGCUUUAUGCUAUUUGUAAUAUGUUUUCUCAAUGCUGUCUUUCAACCAGAGAGUCUAGCUGAAUUUUUGUGUACUUGUAUGACUAACGCGCAUACACCUAACUGCUCUGCUGAACAGCAGUGAGAGUAUUUUCGUAUAACAAGCAGGCUUAAAAUAUGUUUUGCUUAUAACAAAUUCAGAAUGGAUUUUAACUGGAAUAAAUGAUUUUGAAUGUUCAUUAGUGUUUCUGCUAAUGUAUUGUACUGAAAUUGCAAAAAAACAAGAUUGCAAGAGGGUUUAAAAUUAAUCAACUUGAUUUUAGAGUUAAAUGAUUUCUCAACUCACUUAAAUUUAUAGCUGUAUUACUACAUUAAUAACAAUUGCCAAAACCAUGUAAACCAAGAAAAUAAUGCUGGGGGGGAUUAGUUCUGUUACAGGAAAUGAGUUGAAUCUGCACAGAAUGUUACAUUUUCUAAUUAUAUAUACAUAUCACAUGGCUAAUAAAAAUAUCUGACAAAGUUUCAUGUAACAGGUUUCCAGUAAUGACAUCUGACAACACCACAGACACUAUUUCCUACUAAUCAUUUGUGCUUGUAAGGGCAGGCUAUUAACAGAGCUCUUGCUUUGCACAAUGGCUUACUAAAAGCAACUAGUACUAUUAGUUUUGAAUAGACCACCUGCUGGCAUUUAAGAUGCAUCACUCUAAGUAAUAGAAUAAAUACCUUCUUUUUCCUCAUCUCCACUAUUUAUCAAAUCUUUUCAUUUAUAUUUUAAAUAAAGUUUUAAUAGCUUCUAUGGAAUAACUGUAACUAAUUUAACCACAAGCAUUACAAACCAGUCACUCCACAAAAGCAGACUGAAAAAUCAUCACAAAAGGCAAAAAGAAGCUGCACUAACUCUGUUUAAGCUUUGUCCAUCAUUGAACCCAACCAUCAUUCACAGCUCAAGUGAACCCAAAAUUCAAGUAAAAUGCUAUUAAAGAACGAAAAAGCAACCAAGUAGUUUCUCAACUUUCCCAAAACAUUGAUUUUGUAUAGAAAAAAAAAUACUAAGAAUGUCAACAAAAUGCGGUACAAUCCAUAUUAGAAGUGACAACCGAGGAAAACAGCUAACACACGACAGGCUGAGAACAGUUUUCUUUCAGAUUUUAGAAGGAACAAAUCCAUCCUUAGUAGUACUGGGAAUACAAAUUAAAUGCAAGGGCUACUUAUCCUUCAUCAUGAAAUUCUAUUUCACUUGGUAACAUACAACAGGUGUUGUUAACUGGGUCCCUCGCCAGAGAUGAAUUAAGAGGGGGACUCUACAUCUCCAGACCAGGCAGCAGUGACUGAAACACAUACCAAUAUCAUUUUAUCAAAUCAGAAAUCCAGCCUCUCCAGAAUACUCCAUCAGAAUGAACCCUCUGUCUAGAAACGAUGAACUUCUCUGUCCAGUCAUGUCACAGACUUAUGGAUCAUAAAAGAUGUGGUUGUAAGUGGAACUUUUCAAAACUGAACUGUUUAGAAAUCAGAUAACUCUACAUUUCAGGCAUACAAGCUGAAGAACUGUUCAUGUAUCCCAAAACUUCUCCGAGUUUGUCCAAAUGCAUUAAAUAUCUACAAACAACAGAUAUAUAGUAAAAUACAAUUCUUUAUUUCUUUUACACUCCUAGGCC
Messenger RNA from Grus americana (Whooping crane), 2806 nucleotides. RefSeq names its product potassium channel tetramerization domain containing 4 (gene KCTD4). NCBI's taxonomy places the organism in Eukaryota, Metazoa, Chordata, Aves, Gruiformes, Gruidae. The coding region runs from base 157 to 930 and encodes 257 amino acids. The transcript has a single exon. Gene Ontology annotation, biological process: protein homooligomerization. Gene Ontology annotation, molecular function: protein binding. The record is from RefSeq and is a predicted model, not a curated record.